This is a messenger RNA of Cylicostephanus goldi, 534 nucleotides long. The record is from the annotation of a GenBank genome assembly. NCBI's taxonomy places the organism in Eukaryota, Metazoa, Nematoda, Chromadorea, Rhabditida, Strongylidae.
AUGGGAAUUAUCGAGCACUAUGUCUUUCUUUCCGAAGGCGUUCAUGCUGCUGAGCUGGCCCUAAAAAUUCGUCAACAAACAGAACGAGAUGAGCGACGAUUACGAUUGAUGCAGCAAGAACAUGAGAAGAGAAAUAGCGAAAUUGCUGGACUGCAGCAAUACCCAGCUGUUUCUGGUAACGGAGAUGUCCAACAUGAGCAACCCUCUACGCCUGUCCAAGGAGAACGCUCAUCCAUGCAUUCGGAUAGGGCAGCGAAUGAAGCAGAGCCAAGCUCUAAGCCUGCAUCACCAGGCUCAGCCCAACCAUCUGCCACUGACACUCAGUCGCCAGUGAGUUCUUUUACGCUUUAUUUUGACGGGAAAAAUUUUGCCGUGUGGUUUGACUGGACACUGCCUUUAACCCACUUCAUCCACUUCAACCACUUCGCCAUUAGUCAAAUCAGUGAACUGACCAAUAGCGAAGCGAAACAAGUGGAUCAAGUGGACAGCCACUUCGCUAUUGGUCAGUUCGGUGAUCUGACAAAUAGCGAAUAG